AUGAGUUACAGUCUGGAUACAAUGCUCGGCAGCGGCUCUUACCGCAGGGUAUUGGGGGAGUCGCCCCGGCCCGUGUCCCGCUCGUCAGGCUCCUUAGUAAGUAGCGGCUUCCACUCGCAGAUAUGGUCCCGCAGCCCCAGCACAGUCACCGCGUACAAACGAGUCGCUCCGGGCCUUUCAGCCAGCUUCGGCUCUCAGGUCACCGUCUCCACCGAGAGCCUGGACUCCGGGCUCCUCAAUGGGGACAUCAGGUCCCGCAACGAGAAGGAGAUGCUGCAGACUCUGAACGAUCGCUUCGCUACUUACAUCGACAAAGUAAGGAACCUGGAGCUUCAGAACAAGAACCUGGAAGCGGAGGCGGCGUCCCUGAGGCAGCAGCAAGCCGGCAGGUCGGCAAUAGGAGAGCUGUAUGAGAGAGAAAUCAAAGAUCUACGCAAUGUGGUGGUGCAGAUCAGCAAUGACAAGGCACAGUUACAGCUGGAGCAGGAACAUCUGGAGGAGGAUAUCCAACACAUCAAACAAAGGUACGACGACGAGAACAGAAUAAGGGAAGAGAUUGACGUCGGUAUCAGAGCCCUGAGUAAGUAUACAGAGGAUGCGGGCUUGAUGAAGCUGGACCUGGAUAAGAAGCUGCACUUCCUCACGGACGAGGCUUCUUCUAUGAAGGCGAACCACGACGAGGAAGUUCGAGAUUUGCUGAAUCAAAUCCAGGGCUCUCAGGUAACUUUAGAAGUGAGGGAUUCUCUCAAGUCUGACAUUACGGCCGCCCUCCGAGAGAUCCGGGCGCAGAUGGAGGGUCACGCCAUCAAGACCACCAGCCAGACCGAGGAGGUGUUCAAAGUGAAGCUGGAAAAGCUGAACCAAGCCGCCAAGGUCAACACGGACGCCAUCCACGCAGCCCAGGACGAAAUCUUAGAAUAUCGUAGACAUCUGCAGUCCAAGAAUACCGAGCUGGAGACCUUGAAAGGCACCAAAGACUCACUGGCGAGGCAAAUGUUUGAGAUGGAGGACAGGCACAAUGCAGACCUUUCCAGCUACCAGGAAGCGGCUCAGCAACUUGAAAACGAUUUGAGAAACAUAAAAUGGGAAAUGGCUGCGCAACUCAGGGAAUACCAAGACUUACUCAAUGUUAAAAUGGCUUUGGAUAUUGAAAUCGCGGCUUACAGGAAACUCCUGGAGGGUGAAGAGUCAAGGUUUAUUGGGCCACCUUCUUAUCCUUAUAUAGAAGGCUACCCUAAAGUUCCUACACUACCAAACCAUAUUAAAGCCAAGCCUGAAGAAAAAGCCAAACCAGCUGACAAAGGAAAAGAUAUUGCAGAGGAAGAAAUGGAAGGAGGACAGGAAGAGGAGGAGGAAGCUGAAAAGGAAGAUGAAAAGGCAGAAACUGAAGAAGCAGCAGAGGGAGAGGCUGAAAAAGCAGAGAAGAGUGACCAAGAGGCUAAAUCUGAUGAAGAGGCUGUGAAAGAGGAAGACACAAAGACCAAAAAAGCUGAGGAAGAAGAUAAAGCAAAGCCACCUGUAGAUGAGAAAGCUGAAGAAAAAAUAGAAACAGAGGAAGAGGAUGUAAAAAAGGGGGAAAAGGAGCAACCAACAGAAAAGCAAGAAAAAGAAUCUGCCAAAGAUCAAAAGGAACUAGUGAGUGAGGCGGAUGAAAUAAAACCAGCUGAACCUACAACAAAAGAUAAGGAAGCAGAAGAGAAAGAAAAGACAGAAAAGGAGCCAGAAGCUAAAGAAGCAGAGAAAGGAGAAAAGAAAAAGGAGCCAGAGGAACCCUCUAAAGCAGAUGAAGAUGAAAAGGAAAAGGAAUCAAAAGCAAAACCCAAGGAUGAAGAAAAGAAGGAAGUAAAACCAGAGCCCAAAGCUGAAGAAAAGGAUGUAAAACCAAAGCCCAAAGCUGAAGAAAAGAAGGACAUAAAACCAGAGCCCAAAGCUGAAGAAAAGAAGGACGUAAAACCAGAGCCCAAAGCUGAAGAAAAGAAGGACGUAAAACCAGAGCCCAAAGCUGAAGAAAAGAAAGACGUAAAACCAGAGCCCAAAGCUGAAGAAAAGAAGGACGUAAAACCAGAACCCAAAGCUGAAGAAAAGGAGGAUGUAAAACCAGAGCCCAAAGCUGAAGAAAAGAAGGACGUAAAACCAGAACCCAAAGCUGAAGAAAAGAAGGAUGUAAAACCAGAGCCCAAAGCUGAAGAAAAGAAGGACGUAAAACCAGAACCCAAAGCUGAAGAAAAGAAGGACGUAAAACUAGAGCCCAAAGCUGAAGAAAAGAAGGACGUAAAACCAGAGCCCAAAGCUGAAGAAAAGAAGGACGUAAAACCAGAGCCUAAAGCUGAAGAAAAGAAGGACGUAAAACCAGAGCCCAAAGCUGAAGAAAAGAAGGACGUAAAACCAGAGCCCAAAGCUGAAGAAAAGAAGGACGUAAAACCAGAACCCAAAGCUGAAGAAAAGAAGGAUGUAAAACCAGAGCCCAAAGCUGAAGAAAAGAAGGACGUAAAACCAGAACCCAAAGCUGAAGAAAAAAAAGACAAAUCGCCGGAGCCCAAAGAUGAACCGAAAGAAAAGAAAGGCUCUUCUACACCAGAGCCUACACCUCAAGUGAAGAGCGAAAAAACAGAAGCAUCAAAAGAAGAAUCAAAGAAAAGUACAAAAGAAGAAUCAACCACACCAGGUCCCACAAUGAAAGUGAAGGAACCUGAAAAAACAGAAGUUAACGACAAAGUAACAGAUCAAAUUAAAGAAACAAAGGAUGAGGUAACAGUAACAGUGAAAAAAUCAGAAAUAAAGAAACCUGCCCCAGAUUCAACUAAAGAUCAAAAGGAAAAGGAAACAGAAAAAGAACAAAUUAGUAAGGAGUCUAUAAUGGCAAAGACACCUGAAGUUAAAGAAGAAACACAAGUUAAAGAUGACAAAGAGGGGAAAUCAGAGAAGUCUUCCAGUACUAAAGAAGAGGCAAAGACAACAGACAAAACUAAAAAAGCAGAGGAAUAAAAGGCAAAACGAAUGAUUUUGUGGGAAGAAAAAAAAAUCACCAAAGAAAUACUGGAUGAAGGAACAAAGUGAUUAAUGAAGAAAAACUGCCAUGAUAAUAUUGUACCUUGUUAUGACACAAGGGGCUGGUAAGCAAUAGGUGUUCACAAAAGAGGCAGACAAAUGCAUUAUGGUAAUUUAUAAUAGCAGAAUGUGAUGUAUGCAGAAUGCUUACACUUGAAGAGUGCGAAUCAUUAACCUGCCUCAGUAAUAAGUGCAUUUAAAAUGACUGACCAUAUGAGGUAUAUCACCUAAAGAUAAAGAGUAUUUGCUGACUUAUAUUAAUCAAAUAACACAUCAGUCAUGAAUUUAAAAUAAAAAGCCACAUCCUCAAUUUAAAAUGUGCACCAAAACAAAUACUGUCAAUUAUCACAAUGUGCAAUAUAUAAAUAAAGAGCUUAACAGAUAUGAUGUGCCUCUGAAGUAUGUAUCAAUACUAAUGCAAAUUGACAUGAUUAGAAUAUAUGUAUAAUGACAACACAAUAAAUGAUUGCAUUUUCUUUGAAUAAAAUGGCAAC
Molecule: messenger RNA, 3542 nt
Organism: Carcharodon carcharias (great white shark)
Lineage: Eukaryota; Metazoa; Chordata; Chondrichthyes; Lamniformes; Lamnidae
Product: neurofilament heavy polypeptide-like
Exons: 4
Coding region: 1-2985 (994 amino acids)
Biological process (GO): axon development
Cellular component (GO): axon; neurofilament
Molecular function (GO): structural constituent of postsynaptic intermediate filament cytoskeleton
Source: RefSeq, a predicted model, not a curated record